UGUCAAGUGUCAAUUGUCAUGUACAUCUCAGAAAAAUGAACGAAACCUGUUUUUAAAAGAAAGUUAUUGCUGUUUUUAAAUUUUAUUCAUAUAGUGCUUCUAAAAGUAUACCCUGGAUGUAACCUGAAUAGUGUGCUAAAGGACUUGAUCUUAAAUUUGACAAACAAUCAAAUAUUAAACGUUUAUUUUUGACUAUGUAUUUCGACUGUUAACAGCUCUAGCUCCACUUACAAAAAUGUAUUCUCGACUUCUUAGAAUACCUAAAGAAAUAUCAGCCGUGCGCAACGUUAAACACAUCGACGAAAUUGCUAAGUCUAUUACGCCAAUAACCACUCGCGUACAAAGAAUUCAUAACGAUACGACAAACAAUAACUAUGACCGUUUUCAAAAAUAUUCUAAUAAAUACGUUUUAUACUCACUAGUUGUAGGCGUUGUGGGAUAUACGUCUUAUAAAAUAUGGUUGCGAUACCAAGUAUUUCCAGCUAUAACUGCAGCUGAAGAUGUGGCGAAGACGGACUCAGAGAAUGAAGUUGAAACAAGAAAAAAAAGAUACAGAAAAGAAAAAAUUGGAUUCAGGGACAGAAAGAUAAUUGAAUAUGAAAACCGAAUGCGUCAAUACUCGACGCCCGAUAAGGUAUUUCGUUACUUUGCAACUCUACAAGCUCAACAUCAUGAUCAGCACGAGGUGUUCAUGACUCCAGAUGAUUUUCUACGUUCCAUGACACCUGGAGUCAAACAACCAGAUGGAUUAGGACUAGAUCAGUACAGAAGAUAUGAUCCAAAAACCAUAAGUCACCGACUCAACUUGGAUUUAGACGAGGAUUCGAUAUUCUACAAGCUGGGAUCUUCGGGCCUCAUCACCUUCAGCGAUUACAUCUUCUUGCUGACGGUGCUAUCGACUUCGCGUCGACACUUCGAAAUCGCGUUCCGCAUGUUCGACCUGAACGGCGACGGCGACGUGGACUGCGAGGAGUUCGAGAAGGUGGCUGCGCUCAUCCGCCAGCAGAGCAGCAUCGGCUCGCGCCACCGCGACCACGCCAACACCGGCAACACCUUCAAGGGCAUAAACUCGGCGCUGACUACUUACUUCUUUGGUCCCAAGCUCAACGAAAAAUUGACAAUUGAAAAGUUUCUAGACUUCCAACAGCAGCUACAGAAGGAGAUUUUAUCCCUCGAAUUUCAAAGAAAACAGCCAGAUGAAAACGGACGGAUCACCGAGGCGGACUUCGCAGAGCUCCUCCUGGCGUACGCCGGCUACCCCGCCAAGAAGAAGGCCAGGAUGCUCAAACGCGUCAAAAAAAUGUUCCGCGACCACGGCGUGGGCGUGACGCGCGACGACUACCUGCAGUUCUUCCACCUGCUGAACAACAUCAACGACGUGGACACGGCGCUGACGUUCUACCACAUCGCGGGCGCGUCCAUCGACCCGCCCACGCUGCGCCACGUGGCGCGCACGGUGGCGCGCGUGGCGCUGCAGCCGCACCUCGUGCGCGUCGUCUUCACCAUCUUCGACGAGAACCUGGACGGCCAGCUGAGCAACAGGGAGUUCGUCGCAGUGAUGAAGAACAGGCUGCUCCGGGGCCUGGAGAAGCCGAAAGAUACGGGUUUCGUGAAGCUCGUGCAUUCGCUGAUCAAGUGCGCCCGCGACACGAAGCCGGCGCUGCUCGACUUUUGAGGCUUCUGCCAGCGAUGUGAGUCCUUGCUCUCGUUCGGCUCUCUCCGGUUUCAAAUAAUCGAAACAUUCUUUACCCCGAUUGUAUUUACGAGAUUAUAUUAGACGUCAUCCAGCCUCCUGAUUUAGAAUAGCAAAAUCUAAACUCUGCUGAGAAGAACCAGCAAGAACGAUUAGCAAUAGUUUUCUCAAAUGAAAUUAAGCUUAAAAGAUUCGAUAAAAUCAAUAAUGAGGUUUACAUACUUGUAUAAUUAUUAUGUAUUCUGCCGACUCGACGCAAUGCAUUUCAAGUUUACCAAAUGAAGGCUUUAUUUAAUGACACCCUAACGACACGACUAAUCAUUAUAAUAGUAUGAUUUGAAGGUGUUUAUUACUAAAGAUCCGUAUUCAACGGUUGUCUUCUAAAAGGUUACCUUUUUAUUCGAUCAUUUAAAUUAGUUUAAUAUAUAGAGCUGUAAGAACUACGGGUUAAGGCUUUACAUACAUAUACUUUAAAAUAUGCAUUAGAGUAUUUUCAGCACCAAAUAUUUGUCGAAUUCCAAAUAUGUAUGAUUGUACUGCACAAUCAUACUGUAUUGAUUUGUCCCGAUGGGGACAAACUAGAAAAUAUAGGGAACUCACCAACCCGCUCAAGUGUUACCUCUAUAUUAUGAAACAAAGAUUUCCUAAGAAUGUUAUGUAAUUGUAUCUCAUCAGUCAGUCAGGACGUUGUUUUUCAUAUUUAUAUAGUUUUACUAAUAGAUAUUAACAAAAGUUAUUAAACAGGAUAAUAACUUGCUAUCUCUGUCUAAUAUUUAGAAUUAAAAAGGAUAGCUUCAUAUACAGAUAGAUUGCGUAAAACAAAUUCAUCACAAUGCUUUAUUAAUUUUAUGUUGUUUAAGUGCUUAUACAUAUUAUUUAAAUGUUAUAUUAAUUAUAUAAAACGUCUAGUCGAAAUAAAUAAUGGCCUUAAAACACAUUGUGUAGCUAAGAACACUGUAACUGUUUACUUGUAUAGUGUUUUCUCUUUCCGUCAUCAGUAAUAUGAUAUUUGAAAGAAGACGACAAAACAUUGUGUAACCAUACAACCGCUACACAAAGUAUGUUUAUUGUGUAAUUAGUAAUAUAGUAUACUGUAUAACACAAAUCAUUCUAAUCGUUAUUAUUUUUUAGUCUGUAAUUAUUAAUAUUAUUUACCGUUUUUCAUUUUAUUUUUAUCUGUUUUUUACAUGUGGAGUGUGAAAAGGCAUUAUAUUAUAAUAAAUUGAUCUGCUCUGUGUUCAUAGUUUUAAGUUUUUUUUUUUGUGUUUUUGAACAUACUACUAGCAGACUCGUAUAAUAAAUAAUUUUAUACUUUUGUGUAUAUGAUAUAUGGCAACAUUUUAAAAUAACUGGCUCUGUCAUCGUUUCGAACGUCUGGUGUAAAAUAAUCUGUCAUGUAAUUUUGUGAAAUAAAUGAAUUGAAAAGUA
Molecule: messenger RNA, 3121 nt
Organism: Vanessa tameamea
Lineage: Eukaryota; Metazoa; Arthropoda; Insecta; Lepidoptera; Nymphalidae
Gene: MICU1
Product: calcium uptake protein 1 homolog, mitochondrial-like
Exons: 10
Coding region: 236-1675 (479 amino acids)
Biological process (GO): calcium import into the mitochondrion; mitochondrial calcium ion homeostasis
Cellular component (GO): uniplex complex
Molecular function (GO): calcium ion binding
Source: RefSeq, a predicted model, not a curated record